Trematomus bernacchii (emerald rockcod) is the source of this 2302-nucleotide messenger RNA. It is a transcript of the gene rftn1a, whose product is annotated as raftlin, lipid raft linker 1a. NCBI's taxonomy places the organism in Eukaryota, Metazoa, Chordata, Actinopteri, Perciformes, Nototheniidae. The coding region runs from base 218 to 2260 and encodes 680 amino acids. The transcript is spliced from 10 exons. The record is from RefSeq and is a predicted model, not a curated record.
GUGAGAUUCAGCAGCAGUCAGAUGUAUACUUUCCAAAUGGAGGAUUCAUGUUCAGCUCACAUUGGAUCGCCAGCAUCUGACCUGAUGUGUGUCAUUUCUUAGCAGCCGUGACUAGGACAGACAUUAAAGAGAGGAGAGGGGCUCACAUCGACACAAGUGAGGAGAGCUCUCAGUACAGAGAACACACCGAGCAGACUGGGGACCACUUGAUAGAGAUAUGGGGUGUAGGCUUCCUAAGUUGCGGAAGGCAGAAGAGAGGCGAAGCCCGGGUAAUAUCUACUCCACCCUGCGAAGGCCUCAGGUGGAGACCAAAGUGGGCGUGGCAUACACCUACCACUUCCUGGAUUUUCUGCUGGGGAAAGAAGAGGUGCCGGUGUCAUCGGUGCUUUGUCUCUCCUCCGUCAGAGAGCUUCCUGUUCAGGUCAGGGAGCUCUACGCUCAGGGUUUUGUCCUGGUCGCCGUCCACCCGUUUGUCCAUCCCUGCGGACCUCGUAACGCACACAUCCAGCGCCAGCUCCACCGGGCCGUGCUGGUCCGAGAGACGCCAAGUUCAGAGAAGAGCCAACUGAGGUGGUCGAGACAGCGCCUGGAGACAGAUGUGUGUGUGGCCAGUCACCAGGCUGCUGACCCAGAAGUCAUCCAGAGCUAUGUCAAGAGGAUCCAGGAUGUAGCGGAGCAGGGGGUGAUGUUUGUGGGCUUCCUCCAGCAGCCAGGCGGAGGACCCUGCUACUCAGGGAGCUGGGACCCUGAGAAUCUGUCCUCCUUACAUUCAAGCCCCUCACCUAUUCACCGACAUCCCUUCAGCGCCAAAAACAGCCCAACAGAUCCAACAGAACCACAUCAUAAUGAGCCCGGGUUAGAUCAUGAAGGUGUAGAAAAUUACACACAGGACGACGAGACAAGAGACGUCAUUCCUCUGAAACCCAUCCAGAGUUUAGAGCUCGACCAAGAGGAGGCCAGUGAGCAAAUCUUCAACGAGUCACUAGAAUCAAGGAACCAACAUCUCAGCGGUGUGGACACAGCUUUUAAGCGUUCAAAUCAGAACCCAGCAGAAGCCCAGGUGAAGCCGCUGUGUCCCAGCCCUCCAGAAGCUGCAGGUAUAAUCAGACAGCAGAGAGGCCGUCUACCAGACCUCCAAGAGUCCACAGAGAAACAUUUGGAUCUUUCCAAUCAGACAGACAGACAGAGCUCGAGCUCCUGCAGCUGGCCCAGCUCUCCUGAACUGGAUCGAGGCACGGAGAGAAAGUCCUCCUGCACAGAGGGGCAGAGCAGAGCGACGACGCACAACAACAACCAUAUCCGGAUCAAGGGUUCAGAGAAAGAUGAGAAUGCAGCUACACCGCCAGCGCAGGGUAGGAUGCAGCUCUUUGCCUUGUACAACCACACGGAGGAGCUGAACACUUCUCUGAGGUUCUACUCUCUCAGGGUGCCGCUGCAGGUGCAGAAGGAAGCAGGGCUGAUCACAGAUGUCGACACAAACUGGCUCGACCACAUGACUCAGCAUUUCACCAGCGGGGCGCACCUCAUCGAUGGGUUCUUCCAACUUGAAGACAAUAACGACAAUGGCGUUUCAUCAGUGGACAGUGUGUUCAUCUUCCAGAGCUCCGCGGAGGACGCCACACACACCUCCUACGACGCCAUCGUGGUGGAGCAGUGGACCGUUGUUGAUGGAGUUGUGGUGAAGACAGACUACAUCCCCCUGCUCCAGUCUCUGGCUCCCUAUGGAUGGAGGCUGAUGUGUGUGUUACCCACACCCAUUGUGAAGACCAACAGUGACGGGAGUUUGUCGACCAAGCAAAUCCUCUUCCUUCAGAGACCCGUUCUGCAGCGCAAGAGAAAAGACUUCAAGAUGCGCAACCUCAGGGGUCGCAGCAAGGCGAAGAAGAAAACUACCGGGGAAACGGAAGAGGAGAGGGAGAACAUGUCCCCUCUGAUGGAGACGGAGAUGGACAGGUUGAGGAGGAACUCAAAGGAGGAGGAAGAAGAAGAAGAAGAGGGGAGAAAGAGCAGGGGCAGCGUAAGGAGCGAAGGUGGAAAGGAGAGUAAAGAGGAUACACACCAUCAAAGGGGCUUCUGGUUCUUAUCGGGGAGCAGGGCUUCUGUCGAGGAACAGGAAGAGGAAACCGACGUGGACGAGAUCAAGCUGUCCGAGCUGGAGGAGAGAUGGACAGAUGUGUGCCGGAGAAGUGACGGGGGGGUCAAGGAGGAGGGGAAGACAGAGGAGAGGAUCAAGCAGCAGCUGUUUUCAGGCGUCUGUUGACACAUUGGGCACAAAGCAGGCGAGGGGGGGGGGGGGUCGGUG